AUGAAGGAAGAAGCAGAAACCUCCAGAGAUACCCCCGAUGGCUCGACUGCCGGUGACGAGUCGAAGGCCAGUCUUGCUUCGAAGGAUCGCAAAUGCCAGUACUGCCACCAGGCCUUUACUUCUUCAUCACUGGGUCGACACCUCGACCAAUUCCUUUUUAAGAAGAAACCCGAUGGAAUCCACGAUGUCGAAGAGAUCAGACGAAUUCGCAGCGGAAUCACCCGGCGCCAGGCUCGAACAUCUACAGGGAAGAACGAAGGCAGUCCUGACCGAAGCCAGAAAAAGGGAGCUGCAGAGCCGUUUGCAGCCGCAGACUCGGGAUCGAAGUCGCGCGAGACUCCGGUGCGCAUGAUGUUUAACACACCCACCUGGCACGCGACGGGGGUGAUCAAUGAUAUUCCCAACCCCAGUCGCAUGCCGGAUGGUCCUCGAAUUGCGCCAUCGCAGUCUCGGACAGGGUCGCUACAGCUACCGGACUAUUCCAGUAGAGGUGCUAACUCCACCAACCCGGAUACGAUGCGGGCACUGGAGCUUGCACUGCGCGAGGUGCUUGACAAUAUCAAAGCUGCGAGCCUGUUUGCAACACAUCCGUUUCCCUCGUCUACUUCGUUUCCCCUCCAGCCUCCCGGCGCCGAGCACCUCGAUAUAAUCCGCCAAGCCCUUCGCUCUAAGGUCGCCCAAUGGCAAACCGACCAACUCGCAGUAGACUCGACUGCUGCGCCGCACAUGAGACAUGGGAAUAGCGGGGUGGAUCAAAACAUGAUUUACCGGAGUGCACAACAGCACGAGGAUAUCAGUUUCCGACACUUAGAAUUGGCCUUCAAUCAUUGGAAUGCUCUGUCCCACGAGACCCGUCGCGACGCGUGGCAAUUGGAGAUCACACGCGCAUUUGCGCGAGAGGUAGAGAAGCGCAAGUCUUCAGACGAGCAACUUGCUCGAGUGCAACAGGAAGCAAACCAGCUGCGUGCACAGGUCGAGCGCCUCGGGUCAUGCCAAUGGCCUCACGCACAAGAAAGCCACAUCAGUGCCGACUCUACGCGAUGGGACUACGACAACGUGGUCGCCAAAUGGAAACGUGUUGUUAUGCACGACAAGGCCAUAGGUCGAGUCGGGGUUGGUUAUGGGAAUCCCAGUCCGCUGGGUGAUCCAGACCAAAGUCAGUCUCACCAAAGCCCUGAUGUCCGGCCUCCACGCCCAGGUGAAGACACCACCUCUCAUCCAAAUCGUUUGCGCCCCUUGCAAUCUGCUACGGCCUUGAGCCCAGACGCUGCGGCUGCUUCCACCCCUGCUUCAUCAACCCACUAUGCUUCACCCCACUCCUUUGCAGAUCCUCGCAGCCCGCCCGGUGGUGGUCUACCUGGUGGCAUGCCACAAGUCGGUGGGCUGCCUCCAGCUAAGCGACAGCGCCUCAUGAAUGGCUCAGAAGACCCAUCUGGUCCCUCGUCCGAUCCUGGCCAUGCUCCGCCUUCUGCGGCAGGUAAACCUUGGGGAUCUUCCACACCCCAUUUGUCCAAUCUUGCUGCACCCUCGGGGCAGACGCCCCCAUCCUCGUCCACCAGGAAUUAA
Molecule: messenger RNA, 1566 nt
Organism: Penicillium crustosum
Lineage: Eukaryota; Fungi; Ascomycota; Eurotiomycetes; Eurotiales; Aspergillaceae
Exons: 3
Coding region: 1-1566 (521 amino acids)
Source: RefSeq, a predicted model, not a curated record